Exophiala mesophila is the source of this 1684-nucleotide messenger RNA. RefSeq lists its product as uncharacterized. The record is from RefSeq and is a predicted model, not a curated record. Lineage: Eukaryota; Fungi; Ascomycota; Eurotiomycetes; Chaetothyriales; Herpotrichiellaceae. The transcript has a single exon. The coding region runs from base 937 to 1356 and encodes 139 amino acids.
UAAUGUUGACCUGCCUGCGCCUUCAACCUUGCACACCUUGUUACUAGCUACCACAGACCAUGGCCAGACUCUCAUAAUUCCUCGUCGACCUCGCCUUUUCACAUGUCAUGGCCCCAGACCUGACAUUCCAGGUCCUUGAGACACCCCUCGAACUCAUUCUCGUUCGAGGCUGACCCUGGGUCAUCAACCAUUGGCUCGGGAUUUCUGCUUCAUUUCCUCUACCAACCCUUUUUCCACCUGUCGUCUCGAAAUUCUAUUUUCGCUCACCAGCCCUAUCAUUCGCUCCUAUACCCUUGUAUCCUAGAGAAGUGCGGGGUGGACCACCUCUUCUGCGAUGCUUGUGGUUAUGGUUGUCCAUGUGAGCACGGACGACCAGUCGACGUAAUCAAGAGGUAUUUUCACCAGAGGCAUCAUUUGGCGACACGAAGUAUAUCAAAGCAAUCACAUACAACUACCCGUGCCUUCCUCGCAAGCGCUCCUCUUGCUGUCCCUCUUCCUGUCUCGCACUCCUUCUCGAGAGCAUUUACUGACUCGUCUCAUAUCUCUAUCCAUCCUUGAUCGAAUGAAUCCCAGUUCACCCUCAAAUUGUUCGAUCAACCAAUCCAUUGUAAACAUCUAUUCGCCUGAGACUCGAGCCUAGGCGCCAUUGACUAAUCCUCCGCCUAUUCCACCCUCGUACCCGCCCCCAGCACCCACCAAAUACAUCAGAUCCAGCCGAAUCUGCAUUCUCACCAAACCUUGAUCGAUUCAAGCAACCGAGUGCUUAGGUCAUCCAAUCGUCCACGAAUCUUGAUCACGUUAGUCGGAAAUUCAUCUCUACGAACCAGACAUCCGUUCGCACUACCCGAUCUGGUCGACUACGAGUAGAGAACCCCGGACACUGCAACACGACGACUAAGCUGCCCCCACUUUAACCAUUUGUCCAAUCAUUCCACCAUGUCUGGCGCCUUUACCAUGCCGCAUGCCCUGACCGGUGGUGCCGGCUACAAAGCAAACGGUAGCUACGACGAAUUUCUACGCCGGCAUUCGGGGUUCUACAGACGACACAGUGCGGCGAGUAACGCCAUGGAAGAUGACCGGCGUGCCUCGCUGAAUACCGACGCGAACGCCGCCGCCGCCCAGCAGGCUGUGGAAAAUGUUGCCAAUGCCAACAGGCGUGGUUCCGUUACCAUUGCUGGCGGCGGCGCUGCAACCGCUAAUGCGAGAAAGGGAAGUGUCGCCGUAGCCAGCGACGUCACCAGAAAAGACAGUAUCUUCGGACUUGAGGCUACUGGUGGCACUCGCCUGAACGAAAAUCGUCGGCCCAGUACCUCCUUGGCCAGUGAUCUCUAUCACAAGAUCAAGGGUGAAAAGUGAUGUCCUCUCUUGACACGGCACAUGGACCUACUCCACUGCCUUGAUCCUUACUCCACGCGCCAUCAAUGAUCGAUUGGUCAUUUGCUUUCAAUAGGCAGCUGGUCAGAAGCUGAGAGCAGAGGCAGAGGAUAAUAUUAGGAGAUUAAGUAGGGUUGCCUGAGCCGGUGUAAUGUCAAGAUUCCACACUUUCUCUACCCGCUGCAUGUCUCGUUCUACGAUGCGCGGCGCAGACUGAGUACAAUAAUGAAUAUCCUACGCAUCUGGUCGACCCAUGGUGUUAUGCAGAUGAAUUGAUACCUUGUCCAGUGCCAUAUAGGCCCUGAUCCUC